Messenger RNA from Fusarium keratoplasticum, 1176 nucleotides. Its product is annotated as NAAA-beta domain-containing protein. The transcript is spliced from 2 exons. NCBI's taxonomy places the organism in Eukaryota, Fungi, Ascomycota, Sordariomycetes, Hypocreales, Nectriaceae. Gene Ontology annotation, molecular function: hydrolase activity, acting on carbon-nitrogen (but not peptide) bonds. The record is from RefSeq and is a predicted model, not a curated record. The coding region runs from base 1 to 1176 and encodes 391 amino acids.
AUGGCGCAGGACAGCGACAUUCCAACUUUUAAGAUCGACCUCGCCCGAUCACCCGAGGAUCGAUAUGUAGACGUCGCGGCUACGUUUGGACCUCGAAUUCGUACUCUUGGUCAUGUUUUUGACGAGCUGCUCGAGUCGAUGCUGGGUUCCAAAUGGCUUGCUCGGAUCGCCAAGUUUCUCGCCAGGGUGUUUCUACGACGCGUGCACGAUGAAGAGGAAACGCGUGAGAUAAGAGGAUUUGCCAAGGUCGCUCGGUGCGAUCUCUUUCUCGUGGUGGCGCUCAACGUGUUUCUGGAUGUCAUGAUGGGCUGCACAGCUGGCUGCGUCAAGGUCAAGGGGAAACAAGUGCAGGAUGAGCGUCUGAUGCACUUUCGCACUCUUGACUGGGGGUUGGAUCCGCUGAGGGAUUUGGUGGUUGUGCUCGAGUAUGUAGACUCGUCCAAGGAUCCAGAUCAUGUCAUUGCCACGUCGAUUACAUAUGCUGGCUUUAUGGGAGUGUUGACUGGAGUAAAGGAGAAUUUGUCACUCUCUCUUAACUAUCGCCCGUUGCAUCUUUGCGACAACUCUCAUCUUAAGAAGCAUCAGCUUCUCGUUAUUCUUGGCUUCCGGCCUUCUGUGUCUUCUAUCCUAAGGCACACGCUCUUCAACCAGCAAAAGACAGAGACACCAUCUUCUCUCGUCGAAAGCGCCAAGCAACUAGCCGGUGUCCGGAGUGCACCAUGCUAUCUUACCCUAUGCGACGGAAACCAUGCAGUCGUGAUCGAAAAGGACCUCUUGACUGGUCGUCUCCGAGAGAACGACCGCUUCAUCGUACAGACAAACCACGACUCGUGCGAUGCCACAAGAUGCGGCACGGAACUACGCUCCGAACCAGUAACUCCCCACCCUGAACUCUGGCUCCGAGAUUCCAACGACCGCAUGGAUGUCAUCAGCGACAAGUGGAGUGACCACUGCAGCACGGAAGCCUCUAGCGAUGAUGAGGCUGUUGUGGUGGAUGACAACAAGAGCUCUGUCAAGCAGGAGACUCUGCGGGAUUGGAUGAUGGAUAAGAGGAUUUCGAAUGGGUUUACGCAUUUUGCUUGUAUUAUGGAUCCGGCUACGGGGAGGGUGCCUUGGUUGAGGAGGGGACCUGCUCCUGAGGUUAAGAUGGAUGCUGAGGAUGCGGCCAAGGAGUAG